AUGGCAUGGGGAGCUUGCACUGCUGCGGCAGCUGCUCUCCUGCUGCUCCUCCUCCUCGCAGCAGCAGCAGCAGGUGGUGGUAAUGGCGGCGUGCAUUGCCUUCACCUUGAGGAGGGGGGGAGGCCGAGGCACCUCCUGAGCAGGAGAGCCUUGCAGGGGAGGCAGAGGCACCACCACCUGAGGUCAAGAGCCGUGGGUGGCGCCUCGGUGCUCGAGCUGAGGCACCACAGCUUCAGCUCCGCGCCAGCCAGUAGCAGGAAGGAGGAGGUGAACGGCCUCCUGUCCACCGACGCCGCGCGCGUCUCGUCGCUGCAACGGCGCAUCGACAAGUACAACAGGCUGAUCACCACCUCGUCGACCGCGGCGGCGGCGGUGGCGGUGACCGCGUCCAAGGCGCAGGUGCCCGUCACCUCGGGCGCGAAGCUCCGGACGCUCAACUACGUGGCCACCGUCGGGCUGGGCGGCGGCGAGGCCACGGUGAUCGUGGACACGGCCAGCGAGCUGACCUGGGUGCAGUGCGCGCCGUGCGAGUCGUGCCACGACCAGCAGGGCCCGCUCUUCGACCCGUCCUCGUCGCCGUCCUACGCCGCGGUGCCGUGCAACUCCUCCUCCUGCGACGCGCUGCAGCUGGCCACGGGCGGCAUGUCGGGCGCCGCGGCGUGCGGCGGCCAGGACCAGCAGCAGCCGGCGGCGGCCUGCAGCUACACGCUCAGCUACCGCGACGGCUCCUACUCCCGCGGCGUCCUGGCGCACGACAGGCUGAGCCUGGCCGGGGAGGUCAUCGAUGGCUUCGUGUUCGGCUGCGGCACCAGCAACCAGGGCCCGCCGUUCGGCGGCACGUCUGGCCUCAUGGGGCUCGGCCGGAGCCAGCUCUCGCUCGUCUCCCAGACCAUGGACCAGUUCGGCGGCGUCUUCUCCUACUGCCUCCCGCUCAAGGAGUCCGACUCGUCGGGCUCGCUGGUCCUCGGCGACGACUCGUCGGUGUACCGGAACUCGACCCCGAUCGUGUACACCUCGAUGGUGUCCGACCCACUCCAAGGUCCCUUCUACUUCGUGAACCUGACAGGGAUCACGGUCGGCGGUCAGGAGGUGGAAUCCUCAGGCUUCUCGGCCGGCGGCGGCGGCAGCAAGGCUAUCAUCGACUCCGGCACUGUGAUCACCAGCCUCGUGCCGUCGAUCUACAACGCUGUCAAGGCCGAGUUCCUGAGCCAGCUCGCGGAGUACCCGCAGGCUCCAGGGUUCUCCAUCCUCGACACCUGCUUCAACAUGACCGGGCUCAGAGAGGUCCAGGUGCCCAGCCUGAAGCUCGUGUUCGACGGCGGCGUGGAGGUGGAGGUGGACUCUGGCGGCGUGCUCUACUUCGUCAGCAGCGACUCCUCCCAGGUGUGCCUGGCCAUGGCCUCCCUGAAAUCCGAGUACGAGACCUCCAUCAUCGGCAACUACCAGCAGAAGAACCUGAGGGUCAUCUUUGACACCUCGGGGUCUCAGGUUGGUUUUGCACAGGAGACGUGUGGUUAUAUUUGA
Miscanthus lutarioriparius is the source of this 1524-nucleotide messenger RNA. NCBI's taxonomy places the organism in Eukaryota, Viridiplantae, Streptophyta, Magnoliopsida, Poales, Poaceae. The record is from the annotation of a GenBank genome assembly.